AUUUUAAUAAUCCUUAUAAUCAUGUACCUCUAACUCCUUCUACCCCCCUGAACAAUUACACCAGCGUAUCUCUCGUGUCCUCCACGCAGCUCCGGUUUCUCUCUGCAGCCUCCACUGGCUUUUAAUCCAAUUCCGUUUUCCCUGAGAAAUUCAAUAUUCGCUAUCUCAUAUAUAAAAUUCGAAUACUCGAAUUCAAAAUUUUGUUUCGAAUACUCUCCUCGCCUUUUCUUCUUACUGUGCCCUUUCCAACAACAAAAAAAGCGGCAACGAACGUCUGAUUUUUUGGUAUCUACCUCUUCAUUACCUCAAUUCGGAUUUUAGGGUUUACAGUUUCACUCAAACCAUUAAAAUCGAAUUGAACGAUUAUUCACUCAUUCAAAAUUGAAGUGUAUCUAGUUCAAUUCAUAUGCAUUAGAUUCAAUUUUUUUUCGUGUCUGACGUGGAAUUAGGGUUUCGAAUCGAGUUCUCAGACGAUGAUAAUAAAACAAUUUAUGAAAGGCGAAAUGCGGCGGUGCAACAUGGGAGACGUCACACUUAACGAACUCGACGAGGAGGAGAAUUUUGAAUAUGAAUUGAUUCCUAAGAAGCGAAAGUUGAAUGGAUACAAUUCAAAUCCAAUGGGUAUGCAUAGUGAAUUUGAUAAUUUUAGCAGUGGUCCAGGUUCUUUUUGCAGCGUAGGAUCGUACUGGGUUAAUGAGGUUCAGUCUUACUCGAAGAAGAGAUUGAAGAACCAGAGCUUGCCGAGCUCUCGAAAGCCGAUAUCAAGAUCUUAUCGAGGGCGAGUGCAAAUACUUCCUUCGAGGUUUAACGAUUCGGUUGCGGAUAUAUGGAAAAACGAGGAAUGUAGAAUUGAUGACACUGAUUCGGAAAUAGGGGAUGAUGAAUUUGUACAUAGCGAGGAUUUGUAUAGUGAAAAAUAUAGAUAUAAUAGUAAAUUUGGUUUCGGAAGCUCUCAUUCCUAUCCAUUUUAUGGCAUUGAAGGGGAUGGAGAAGUGGGUCAGUUAGGGUGUAGCAAUUUUCAGUAUAGAAAAGGUAGCAAUAAAAAGUUUUUGAGUUCGGGUAAUCCAUUGAUAGAAGACGGAGUUGUGCCAAGAUAUGGGUAUACAGGUUUGGAUAAAUUGAGAAGAGAAAGAGCUAAAAAAAAGAAGGAUGUUUACAGACCAGAGGAUUUUGCUUUGGGUGAUAUAGUUUGGGCUAAAUGCGGGAAGAGAUACCCAUGGUGGCCAGCAGUUGUGAUUGAUCCCAUCCUGAAAGCUCCUGAUGCGGUGCUCAGUUGUUGUGUUCCUGGUGCUCUUUGUGUUAUGUUUUAUGGAUACUCUAAAAAUGGAACGCAAAGGGACUAUGCAUGGGUGAAACAGGGGAUGAUAUUCCCUUUUGCUGAAUUCAUGGACAGAUUUCAGGUGCAGACUCAAAUGUUCAAGUGCAAGCUGAGUGAUUUUCAGGCGGCACUAGAAGAGGCAAUUUUAGCAGAAAGUGCAGGCAUUGGCAGCAUCAGUGCGGAAAUACCAUAUCCCGAAGCUUAUCCCACCCGACUCCAGGAAGCUAGCUGUUCAAGUCAGGAUCUGGAUUUCUACACUCAACAACAGGAUGCAUGCUACAAGGAAAUGAGAUGCUGUGAUGGCUGCAAUCUAAUAUUGCCAUGCAAAACUUUGAAGAAAAGGAAAAGAUCAACAUUUCAAAGUGAAAUUUUAUGCAAACAUUGUGCCAAGUUAAGAAAAUCAAAGCAAUAUUGUGGCAUAUGCAAGAAGACCUGGCAUCAUUCAGAUGGUGGGAACUGGGUAUGCUGUGAUGGCUGUAAUGUUUGGGUGCAUGCUGAGUGUGACAACAUUUCCAGCAAACUUUUCAAGGAUUUGAAGGAUAUUGAUUAUUACUGCCCUGACUGCGAAGUAAAGUUUAAAUUUGCACAACCAGAUUUAGAGAGAAGAAAGCCUCCGGUCAAGUCAAUAGGAAACAGCAGACAGGCUGUACCACUAGACAAGGUAACAGUUAUCUGCAAUGGGAUGGAAGGAACAUACAUUCCAAAACUUCAUUUAAUUGAGUGCAACUGUGGUUCAUGUGGGUCACGGAAACAAGCACCAAGUGAAUGGGAAAAGCAUACUGGGUGUAGAGCUAAAAAGUGGAAGCACAGUGUGAAAAUCAAAGACACAAUAUUACCACUAGCACAAUGGAUUGCUGAAUAUAAUGCAAGUGUAGAUCCUCUAAAGUUAGAUAAGCAGAUGCUACUUGCUUUGUUGGAAGAGAAGUAUGAACCUAUAUAUGCAAAAUGGAUAUCAGAAAGAUGUGCUGUUUGUAGAUGGGUUGAAGAUUGGGAUGAUAACAAAAUUAUGAUAUGUAACAGGUGUCAAAUAGCUGUCCACCAAGAAUGCUAUGGGGUAAGGAAUGUUCAGGAUUUUGCUUCAUGGGUGUGCAGAGCUUGUGAAAUUCCUGAUGUUGAGAAGGAGUGCUGCCUUUGCCCUGUAAAAGGUGGUGCUCUCAAGCCAAGUGAUAUUGAAACACUGUGGGUUCACAUCAUAUGUGCUUGGUUUCGACCUGAAGUUGGUUUCUUGAACCAUGAAAAAAUGGAACCUGCCACUGGAAUUCUUAGAAUUCCAUCGAUGUCGUUUAUGAAGAGGUGUGUUGUCUGUAAGCAAACCCAUGGUUCAUGUGCCCAGUGUUGCAAGUGUGCCACCUAUUUUCAUGCAACGUGUGCCUCAAGAGCAGGAUAUUUCAUGGAAUUGAACUGCACAGAGAAGAAUGGUGUGCAAGUCACAGAAAAGCUAAUAUAUUGUGCUGUUCACAGGAAGCCAAACCCAGAUUAUGCUGUAGUCGUGCGUACACCUUCGGGAGUUUUCUCUGGCAGAAGUUUGCUUCAGAAUCAGAAUGGGUGCUUGAGGGGUUCAAGGUUGGUUUCAUCUAAGAGAGUGGAGCUUCCAGAACCCUCAACCACAGGGAGUAAUGAAUUUGAACCUCUCUCUGCUGCAAAGUGCCGUUUUUUUAAAAGAACAAACCAUAAGUGGUCUGAAGGAGAGCCAAUAUUCCAUCGAUUGAUGGGACCAAGACAUCAUCCUUUAUGUUCAAUUAUUAACCUGAGCACCUAUAAACAGGAAACUGAAGAUUCUACAGUUUUCUCUUCAUUUAAAGAACGCCUUUACCAUUUACAGAAAACUGAAAAUCAUCGGGUGUGUUUUGGUAAAUCUGGUAUACAUGGAUGGGGCCUCUUUGCCCGCAGAAAUAUUCAAGAAGGAGAAAUGGUCAUUGAGUAUUGUGGAGAGAAGGUAAGGCGGAGUGUUGCUGAUCUGAGAGAGGCACGGUACCGUCUAGAAGGCAAGGAUUGCUAUCUGUUCAAAAUCAGUGAGGAAGUUGUAAUUGAUGCAACAAAUAAGGGGAAUAUAGCACGAUUAAUCAAUCAUUCGUGUAUGCCCAAUUGUUAUGCAAGGAUUAUGAGUGUGGGUGAUGUGGAGAAUCGGAUUGUUCUCAUUGCCAAGACGAAUGUCUCUGCUGGUGACGAGCUAACGUAUGAUUACUUGUUUGAUCCAGAUGAGCAUGAUGAGCUGAAAGUUCCUUGCCUCUGUAAAGCUCCUAAUUGUCGGAAGUUCAUGAAUUAAGGCUAGCCAUUUUCACUUUCCGAUGUACUGCAUGAAUGCAUCAGACUCAUUCUAACCUGCAAUGAACCUGUAAUCUAAUUCAUUUAUUUACUCUGACAACUAUCCAAUCUUUUGUAGCUAUAAAAUGUAAAUUCACAGGCAGUUUGGCUGGUGGCCUUUCUUUUUCCUCAACAGUUGCUGUUAAAUUUUCCGCAUUGCAACAUUAAAACAUUCAUUAUCUGGUUUCAAGUUUCAAC
Populus euphratica (Euphrates poplar) is the source of this 3820-nucleotide messenger RNA. RefSeq names its product histone-lysine N-methyltransferase ATX3-like. The transcript is spliced from 23 exons. The record is from RefSeq and is a predicted model, not a curated record. Gene Ontology annotation, biological process: regulation of transcription by RNA polymerase II. Lineage: Eukaryota; Viridiplantae; Streptophyta; Magnoliopsida; Malpighiales; Salicaceae. Gene Ontology annotation, molecular function: protein binding. The coding region runs from base 474 to 3584 and encodes 1036 amino acids.